AUGAGACAAUUUUCUCAUUUCUAUUUGGUACUGAGCUUUUAUUUGGUGUCCGUCAGUGCCACUUUAUUCAAGUUCCCUCAUCCAGGUUUGGGUGAUACCCCCAAUGCCCCCCCUGCUUGUGAUGCUCCUUCCGACUGCUGGAAGUCUUGUCAACAUGCUAUGACUUUCAUCAAAGACUGCGGCGACAUCCACGAAUGUAUUUGCUCUAAAUUGGGUUCUUCCGGCAGUAUAAUGGGUGACUGUAUGGCUUGCGGCACUGGUGCCAAGGCCGGCGGUUUAUUUGGUACUUCUCUCGAUUUCACCGGUGCUAAGUUGUUUAGCGAUGCUCAAUCCUUUUCUCAGUUCUACGAAUUUACUCUUUCUCCUUGGUUGCUGAAGUGCAAGUACCCAACUGCUCUUCCUCCAGGUGUUUGCUCUACUUCGCUUCCUCCAGCUCCUGAUUACACUGCCCCAGUUGAACCUGUUCCCGAGAUCCCUACCGUUACUUCUCAACCUCCAUUUUCUCGAGUUACCCCAACUUGCGUUAAUGGUUACACUUCUGAUAUAACUGUUCUUCCAGGUACUACCAUUGAGCCCUCAACUAUUCCAGGCACAAUUAAUGGCGACACUACUGUUCCUUGCACCGUCUUCCCUGGUACCACCGUUGAACCUGUCACUGUUACCUUGCCUCCUUGCUCUUCUGUCAGUACUAUCACUGUUCCUCCUGCUUUCUCUAGAUCGGUCCCAACUUGUGUUCCAGGUUACUCCACAGACACUACUAUCAUUCCUGGCUCGCAAGUUGAACCCUCAACUGUCCCUGGAAGUGUCAACAAUGGUACUCCUGUUCCUGGCACUAUUUACCAAGGUACUUCACUCGAGCCUCUCACUGUUACUCUUCCUCCUUGCGACUCCUUCAGCACUGUUACUGUUCCACCUGCUUUUGUCCGAACUACACCCACCUGUAUCCCCGGUUACUCUACUGACAGCACCGUCAUCCCAGGUACCACCAUCGAGCCUUCUACCGAUUUUGGCACUGUCUCUAAUGGUACUCCCAUCCCCGCUACUGUUCACCAAGGAACUACAUUGCCCCCUGCAACUGUCACCCUUCCCCCUUGCGAUGCUUUCAGCACUGUUACUGUUCCACCCACUGUCUCCAAGAGCACUCCUACUUGCAUUAACGGUUUUGUUGGCGGCCCUACUGUCAUCCCUGGUGUUACUAUCCAACCCUCUAAUGUUCCUGGCUCUGUUUCCAAUGGCACACCUGUUCCAGCUACUUAUUACCCAGGAACUACUGUUGAGCCUGAGACUAUUACUCUUUCUGCUUGCAGUAAGAUUAGCACUCAGAUUAUCACUCCAUCAUUAACCAGAAAUACCCCCACAUGUAUCCCUGGCUUCUCUGGUGGUACUACUGUCCUUCCUGGCACCACAUUUACACCUUCUACUGUUGAGGCUUCUGUUUCCAGUGGUACACCAAUUCCUGGUACGAUCUACCAAGGAACUACCGUCGAACCAGUUACUCUCACUCUUUCUGCCUGCGAUUCUUUCAGCACUGUUACUGUUCCCCCCGUGUUUACCAGAUCGAAGCCCACUUGCGUUCCUGGUUAUGCUACCGGCACUACUGUUAUUCCCGAGACUACCCUCGCUGGCUCCACUGUUCCAGGCACUGUUUCCAACGGCACUCCUAUCCCAGGCACUAUUGUUCCAGCUACAACUGUUCCUGCUGAAACUCUCACACUUCCUCCUUGCGAUGCUUUCAGCACUGUCACAGUUCCUCACUCAGUUUCCAAGAGUACACCUCCAUGUGUUGAUGGAUACACUCCUGGCCCAACUGUCAUUCCUGGCAUUACCAUUUCAGCUUCAACUAUUCCUGGUUCAGUCCUGAGCGGCACUCCUGUUCCUGCUACUGUUUAUCCUGAGACCACUGUUGCUCCUGAAACUGUCAGCCUUCCAGCCUGUGCUACUCUUGGUACUGUUACUGUUCCUCCUGCCUUCACAACUUCUGUUCCCACAUGUAUCUCUGGUUACAUGCCCGGCACCACCGUUGUUCCUGGCACCACUAUCAGUCCAUCUACCAUUCCUGGCACUGUAACCAAUGGUACUCCAGUUCCUGCCACAGUUGUUGAGGGAUCAACUGUCCCUGCUCAGACUCUGACUUUGACUGCUUGCGAGAACUUUAGCACCCUCACUGCUCCUCCUGUGUUCACCAGAUCCAAGCCCACUUGCGUCCCUGGUUAUGCUACCGGCACCACUGUUCUUCCCGAAACUACCCUCGCUGGCUCCACUGUUCCAGGCACUGUUUCCAACGGCACUCCUAUCCCAGGCACUAUUGUUCCAGCUACAACUGUUCCUGCUGAAACUCUCACACUUCCUCCUUGCGAUGCUUUCAGCACUGUCACAGUUCCUCACUCAGUUUCCAAGAGUACACCUCCAUGUGUUGAUGGAUACACUCCUGGCCCAACUGUCAUUCCCGGCACCACUAUUUCAGCUUCAACUGUUCCUGGUACUGUUCAGAACGGCACUCCUAUCCCAGCUACUGUUUAUCCUGAGACCACUGUUGCUCCUGAAACUGUCAGCCUUCCAGCCUGUGCUACUCUUGGUACUGUUACUGUUCCUCCUGCCUUCACAACUUCUGUUCCCACAUGUAUCUCUGGUUACAUGCCCGGCACCACCGUUGUUCCUGGCACCACUAUCAGUCCAUCUACCAUUCCUGGCACUGUCACCAAUGGUACUCCAGUUCCUGCCACAGUUGUUGAGGGCUCAACUGUUCCUGCUCAGACUUUGACUCUUUCUGCUUGCACUGAAUUCACCACAACCACAGUUCCACCAGCCUUGACCACAUCUGUCCCCACAUGCAUUUCUGGUUACAUGCCUGGCACUACCGUUGUUCCUGGAACCACAGUUGCUCCUUCCACCAUUCCUGGAACUGUUUCUAAUGGCACACCAAUUCCUUGCACUGUUGUUGAAGGCACCACUGUUCCAGCUCAGACCUUGACUCUUACUGCUUGCACUCAAUUCACCACAGUUACCGUUCCACCUGUGUUUACCAUCACUACACCUACAUGUGCUCCUGGUUAUGCCACCAGUGUUGUUGUUGUUCCUGGAACAACCAUUGAACCUUCUACAGUUUCUGGCUCUGUUUCAAGCGGUACUGCUGUUGGUGCCACUGUUGUUCAAGGCACCACUGUUACUCCUGUCACAGUCACGCUUCCUCCUUGCGAUGCUUUCAGCACUGUCACAGUUCCUCACUCUAUUUCUAAGACUACACCUCCAUGUGUUGAUGGAUACACUCCUGGCCCAACUGUCAUUCCCGGCACCACUAUUUCAGCUUCAACUGUUCCUGGUACUGUUCAGAACGGCACUCCUAUCCCAGCUACUGUUUAUCCUGGAACCACUGUUACUCCUGAGACCGUCAGCCUCCCUGCCUGUGCUACUAUUGGUACUGUUACUGUUCCUCCUGCCUUCACAACUUCUGUUCCCACAUGUAUCUCUGGUUACAUGCCCGGCACCACCGUUGUUCCUGGCACUACGAUCAGUCCAUCUACCAUUCCUGGCACUGUCACCAAUGGUACUCCAGUUCCUGCCACAGUUGUUGAGGGCUCAACUGUUCCUGCUCAGACUUUGACUCUUUCUGCUUGCACUGAAUUCACCACAACCACAGUUCCACCAGCCUUGACCACAUCUGUCCCCACAUGCAUUUCUGGUUACAUGCCUGGCACUACCGUUGUUCCUGGAACCACAGUUGCUCCUUCCACCAUUCCUGGAACUGUUUCUAAUGGCACACCAAUUCCUUGCACUGUUGUUGAAGGCACCACUGUUCCAGCUCAGACCUUGACUCUUACUGCUUGCACUCAAUUCACCACAGUUACCGUUCCACCUGUGUUUACCAUCACUACACCUACAUGUGCUCCUGGUUAUGCCACCAGUGCUGUUGUUGUUCCUGGUACUACUAUUGAGGCUUCUACCAUUUCUGGUUCUGCUUCGAAUGGAACUGCUACUGGUGCUACUGUUGUUCAUGGUACCACUGUCGCUCCUGUCACAGUCACACUUCCUCCUUGCGAUUCUUUUAGCACUGUUACUAUUACACCUACUCUUUCCAAGACCACACCUCCUUGCGUUGCUGGCUACACCCCUGGUGUCACUGUUCUUUCUGGAAUCACUGCCUCACCCUCAACUGUUCCUGGAACUGUUCAGAAUGGUAUGCCCAUCCCUGCUACUGUUUACGAAGGUACCACUAUUGGACCUGAGACUGUGAGCCUCCCUGCCUGUGCUACGAUCCAAACUGUCACAGUUCCUCCUCCUGCUAUUAACAGAACUGAACCUACUUGCAUUUCUGGCUACAUGCCUGGAACCACAGUUAUUCCUGGUAUUAGUCUUUCUUCUUACACUGUUUCUGGAACUGUCAGCAAUGGAACUCCUAUCCCUGCUACCAUUGUUCAGGCUACUUCUGUUCCUCCUACCACUCUCACAUUGUCUGCAUGCUCCAACUUGCCAACCACUGAGGUGCCACCUGUAUUCACCCAGGCUACACCUACCUGCGUUUCUGGUUACAUGCCUGGCACCACUGUCAUUCCUGGAACCACAAUUUACCCCACUACUAUCCCUGGAACUGUUUCCAAUGGUACUCCAGUUCCUUGCACUGUUGUAAGCGGUACCACUGUUGCCGACAAGAUUGUUACUCUCCCUGGAUGCACUACUCAGAAUCCUACCACUUCCACUGUGCCACCAUCAUACAACAAGACUCUCACAACUUCUCCUGGCUGCGUUUCUGGUUUCAUGCCUGGAACUACCGUCAUCCCAGCUGUUGAGAUUCCUGCUAAGACUGUUCCAUACACUAUUUCCAAUGGUACACCUAUCCCUGGUACUGUUUAUGAAGGCACUACUAUCCCUGCUGAGACCAUCACUCUUUCUGCAUGCUACACUGCCAGCACUGUUACUUCUCCAGUGAGCGUUGUUAAGCCAGUUGUUACUUGCAUUGAAGGAUCCAACGUCAGUGGUACUACUGUCAUCCCAGGCACUACAAUUGGCGCUACUACCAUCUCUGCUAAGAUUGAAAAUGGUUCUCCUGUUCCUGCUACUGUCUACCAGGGCACUGUUAUCCCUGCAGAGACCCUUACUCUCAGCGGUUGUGUUCCUAAACCUACUGCUCCUAGUGUCAUCACCACUACUCUCACCACAACUUCAACAUCUGAGAUUUGCACUACAUCUUAUCUCACCACCACUGUUCCUUGCGCCAGCUCUGAAGCCUGCGAAGAGACCACUACUGUGCAGACUUCCAUUGACGUUCUUUCUACUACCAUCAUCCCCAUCACUUACACUUCUACCUCUACCCUCCCCACAGUGCCAUUCCAUAACCAGACUUUCAGCACUUCUCCUAUUGUUCCAUCCUACUCCAUUGUUGUCCCUACUACAUCUUACACCACUUCUAUUAUUACCACCACUUCCGAAAUCCCUAUCAUCUCUACCAAAUACACUACUGUCACUGUGCCAUGCUCCAGCCAUGAAGUCUGUGAGACAAAGGUCACUGCCACCCGUCAUCUUAAGACUGUCACCAGCACUGUCAUUACUACUCAUAUCACCACCAGUGUUCCUGUUGUAACAACAAUUGCAACUGUUCCAGCUCCUCCUGCCUCUCCAUCUUCAGCACCUGCAACAUCGUCAUCAGCACCUGCAAUGUCUACAUCUACGUUCUUUGCACCUGUUUCAUCGUCGUCUGCACCUGCUCCUAUCACGCUUACAUCUACGUCUGUCGCACCUGUCUCUUCAUCACCCGCUUCAUCAGCUCCAGCUUCUUCAGCUCCAGCCUCCUCAGCUCCAGUCUCAUCAGCUCCAGCUUCCUCAGCUCCAGCUUCCUCAGCUCCAGUCUCAUCAGCUCCAGCUUCCUCAGCUCCAGUCUCAUCAGCUCCAGCUUCCUCAGCUCCAGUCUCAUCAGCUCCAGCUUCCUCAGCUCCAGUCUCAUCAGCUCCAGCUUCCUCAGCUCCAGUCUCAUCAGCUCCAGCUUCCUCAGCUCCAGUCUCAUCAGCUCCAGCUUCCUCAGCUCCAGUCUCAUCAGCUCCAGCUUCCUCAGCUCCAGUCUCAUCAGCUCCAGCUUCCUCAGCUCCAGUCUCAUCAGCUCCAGCUUCCUCAGCUCCAGUCUCAUCAGCUCCAGCUUCCUCAGCUCCAGCUUCCUCAGCUCCAGCUUCCUCAGCUCCAGUCUCAUCAGCUCCAGCUUCCUCAGCUCCAGUCUCAUCAGCUCCAGCUUCCUCAGCUCCAGUCUCAUCAGCUCCAGCUUCCUCAGCUCCAGUCUCAUCAGCUCCAGCUUCCUCAGCUCCAGUCUCAUCAGCUCCAGCUUCCUCAGCUCCAGUCUCAUCAGCUCCAGCUUCCUCAGCUCCAGUCUCAUCAGCUCCAGCUUCCUCAGCUCCAGCUUCCUCAGCUCCAGCUUCCUCAGCUCCAGUCUCAUCAGCUCCAGCUUCCUCAGCUCCAGCUCCAUCAGCUCCAGCUCCAUCAGCUCCAUCUGGUUCUACAUAUGUCUCAACUGUUUACACUUCUGAGAUCUGCACAACAUCUUAUACCACUGUUGUUGUUCCUUGCACAAGAACUGAAAUCUGCGAGUCAAAGACUACAACUUUCUCCAAUGUUAUAACUCUUUCUACCACACAGAUCACAACUACUGUUGCUGUUCCUACAGCUGUUCCUACAUCUGGUUCGGGUUCUUCUGGAUCUGGCUCUAGUGCUGGUUCAAGUGCUGGCACCCCUGGUUCCGGCUCUGGCUCUGGCUCUGGCUCUGGCACUCUUGGCUCUGGCUCUGGCUCUGGCUCUGGCUCUGGCACUCUUGGCUCUGGCUCUGGCACUCUUGGCUCUGGCUCUGGCUCUGGCUCUGGCUCUGGCUCUGGCUCUGGCUCUGGCUCUGGCUCUGGCUCUGGCUCUGGCUCUGGCUCUGGCUCUGGCUCUGGCUCUGGCUCUGGCUCUGGCUCUGGCUCUGGCUCUGGCUCUGGCUCUGGCUCUGGCUCUGGCUCUGGCUCUGGCUCUGGCUCUGGCUCUGGCUCUGGCUCUGGCUCUGGCUCUGGCUCUGGCUCUGGUGCUGGCACCCCUGGCUCCGGCUCCGGCACCCCUGGCUCCGGCUCUGGAUCUUCCGGCUCUGGAUCUGGCUCUAACUCUGGCUACCCUGGUGCUGGUUCUCCAGGUGCUAGCUCUAGUGCUGGCUCCACUGCAUGUGCAGGCAAUGUCUGUGCAGGAUCUUCUGCCGGUUCUGGCCCAGGUGGCUCUUCUGCCGGUUCUGGUACUGGCUUCCCAGGCUCUGGCUCAGGUGCUGGCUCAUCUGCCGGCUCUGGAACUGCUCCUGGUGGUGCGGGUUCUAGUGCUGGAUCAAGUGCUGGCUCUCCAGGCUCUGGCGCUAGCUCUGGUGCAUGCACUGGCGCACACUGCCCACCAGCACAAGUUUCGUCGCAUAACAAUGGUGGCGAGUCUACCAUCCCAGCCCAAGUUAACACGGCAUCUGGCAUCAGUAUGGGUGUCUCUUAUAUUGUUGCAGCUUUCUUGAUGACCCUUAUGCUUUAA
This is a messenger RNA of Magnusiomyces paraingens, 7512 nucleotides long. RefSeq lists its product as uncharacterized. Gene Ontology annotation, biological process: negative regulation of protein sumoylation. The transcript has a single exon. Bases 1 to 7512 code for a protein of 2503 amino acids. Lineage: Eukaryota; Fungi; Ascomycota; Dipodascomycetes; Dipodascales; Dipodascaceae. Gene Ontology annotation, molecular function: calcium ion binding. The record is from RefSeq and is a predicted model, not a curated record.